GUUCUGAUGGUGGAUGAGGUUCAGCAAGCGGUGACGUCAGUAGGGUACCUGAUGAUGACAUGGUUGGACAAAGAUCUCAGAUGGAACAAGACGGAAUAUGGAGGAGUAGAAAUGUUAAGCAUACCAUAUAAUGAACUCUGGCACCCGGCGCUAACAGUGUCCAACGGGGUACAUCCCGAGUACUUGAUGAUUGACAACACGCAGACCAUGCUUCUCUUCUCCAGCGGACUGUUGCUGUAUACGUCUCCGGUCUAUUUGAUGACAACAUGCAACAUGGAUCUGAUUUACUAUCCGUUUGAUACCCAAACAUGUAGUAUCAUUUUUCUGACUACCUUCGAUGACGUCAAGUACAACGUGUCUGCCUCACAGUUGGGGGACAUGGAAGACCGCUACUCUGUGACCGGAGAAUGGACCAUCGCCUCCAAGAGCAUGCACAGUGUCAGCAUAGACGGACAGCUUGGAGCUAACAUUAUCAGCUUCACAAUGAAGAUAGAACGGCGGCCACUAUUCUACGUGUUGUGUGUUUUAGCGCCAAUGAUUCUGACUGCACUAGUGACUUCUGUCGUUUUCUGGAUCCCGCCAAGUUCUGGGGAAAAGAUCUCUUUCUUGGUCACCGUGUUUGUCUCUGAAGCUGUGUUUCUCAACUUCAUUGCGGGUACCAUGCCCAGGAACAUGUCUAGUUUGCCCAGACUGCCUCUCUUUCUGGUGCUGAUUAACGUCCAGGGCGUGUUUGCAAUGAUGGCAACUAUCUUCGUCAUGCGAAAGUAUGAACAAGAACAGAAGAUCCUACCACAAGGUCAACGAGGUGUUGGCGCUGAUAGCACCCAGAUCUUCUCCCAUGGAGAAGAAGCUGCUCCAACCACUCAACCAUCCAAGGAUUCUUUUGAAAAUAGACAAUCUAAAGAUGCCCACUCUGCGUAUACUUUUCAGAAGAAAUCAUUUCCGAAUGUUAGAGUUUCACCGUCGGAGACAAAAGCUUGUAAUGAAGCAAAAACACAUCACAGAGUGCAAGCAACCGCCCCUAGUUGCUCUCUGAGGUCCGCAACAUGGGAUAACAUUUUCUUCUGCGUGUUUCAUACAAUCGGUGUCCCUUGUUACUAUCUUCUCUUCAAAUCUUAA
This is a messenger RNA of Candidula unifasciata, 1119 nucleotides long. NCBI's taxonomy places the organism in Eukaryota, Metazoa, Mollusca, Gastropoda, Stylommatophora, Geomitridae. The record is from the annotation of a GenBank genome assembly.